AACGAAUAUAAACGGUCGUGCGGUUUGUUCGUAGAACACAAUUAAUUGGAGGGCCGCCGUAGCAGGACCAGAGUUCUAUUGUGUUGUGGUUUACUGUAAGUGUAUGUGAUCCUGUUAGCGAAAUUCAAUCGAGAAGAUGCCGCCAUACAAUGUCCCACAAACGGACGCUUACAGUGUCCCAUCAUCGCCUCUAGGCAGUGAUACGAAUUCCAACCAUUCCAGCGGAGCAAAAAAGAUCAAAUAUGACAGUAACUACGAGAACAUGAUCUUUAGGGCGGGCUACGCCAACAUGCAAAAUGAAUACAUUUACAAUCAACAGCGAAAGCAUGCGCUCAAGGUGCAAGACGACCGCCUCUCCAUAACCUCAACAUCUUCGGUAUUCUCGUCCAUGGAUGGAUACCCCUCAACUCCGUCACCAGAUUUCGCGUUAAGCUUGAGCCAAACUUCGUCACCUCUUUUUAUGGGUUAUCAGCAUACUCCUGCAGAUCCACCGCCGUUACGAUACUUUCAACCAGCAACGGAAAUUCAAUCACCCGUCUCCAUCAAGGCUUCUGCCGAACAUAACUAUGCUGUCGAUUCUCCUAAUCGUUCUGCAUCAUCCCCAGAAGCGGGAUCCGAAUUGCUUACUCCAGAACCAGCUAGAAAACCAGCUCGUGGUCGUAUCCUAUCCGAUUCGGGUCAUUCGACGAUACCCGAACCGGAUGAGAUCAACCCACUAUGCAUGAACGAUUGGUUCCGGGAUGCGGUGCGACCUGCGUUUAUGGAAACAUUGCAACAAGCGCUCACGAGGAUCGAUACCAAAUCUGCCCAGCAGAAAGAACAGUACAUUGAAACGAGGAUCAUUGAAUUACCUACGGAUUUGGAAUACAACCCCAACAAAUCUCGUCUCCGCAAGGUGUACGAAAGUCCAACGGAAGCAGCCGAGCGGGAGCGGAACAACUUGGCCUCGAGGAAGUCACGUUUCAAGAAGAAGAUCGCCCAACAGAUUACCAAUAUGCAUCUGGAGUUUGAUCGCAACGAAAACUCCGAUCUGUACGCCAUGCAGAACUGGAUGGGACAGGUAAUUUUCGAACUCGAAUCCCUUUGUCUCGACAACGGAUUAACUAUCGAGUGUCUGCUCGAACUACGCCGACAGUGCGGAUUUUCGCAGAGUAAUCUCGAUAAGAUGUACACAGCGGGGUCAACAACUUUGUAGAGUUAAGUUUU
Messenger RNA from Ochlerotatus camptorhynchus, 1206 nucleotides. RefSeq lists its product as uncharacterized. Gene Ontology annotation, molecular function: DNA-binding transcription factor activity. The record is from RefSeq and is a predicted model, not a curated record. Gene Ontology annotation, biological process: regulation of DNA-templated transcription. Bases 137 to 1195 code for a protein of 352 amino acids. NCBI's taxonomy places the organism in Eukaryota, Metazoa, Arthropoda, Insecta, Diptera, Culicidae. The transcript is spliced from 3 exons.